CUAUUCAUCUCCUUCCGAUUCCCUUAACGCAAAAAGGCUUCUCAGAUUCUCAAACACUCUUCUCACUCUCUGUCUCGCUCUCACGAACACUUUUCUCUUCUCACUUGUUGUCUUUGUUUUUUCCAAUUGGGAGUUAAAGAGUUUAAUUUUCUGGUCCACCCAAGAUAUGUUUUCUGGCUGUGCCACUAUGGAUUUCAACACGAGACAUUUGAUUAAACUAGAAGAUAGAUAAAGACAUCUAAUAAUUUUGUCAAUGAUGAAGCUGUAAAAAAGUAAAUAAAUAUAACUUACCAAUAAUGAUGUAGGAAGAAGCAAAAGAUAAAGACACCCACCAAAUUUAUCUCCUAAAAGAAAAAGAUAGAGACCAACCAACCAGAUUAUAUUGUUUGUCGUUUCAAUCGACAAAACCCACAAAUCAUAUCAUUUCAUCAACCAAAUCAAAAAACAAAAACAUAACAAAACAAUUCCCCCUCAUGUCUAAUUCCACUACAGAAUCUAUCACCCCUCUUCUACCACAAAACAACAACCACCUUCAAGAAAACCCAAUCCCAGACCCAAUUCCACAAAAUGGAACAGUUUCUGGAGCAGUAUUCAACAUAUCAACAACCAUGGUGGGUGCUGGAAUCAUGUCCAUUCCGGCAACGAUAAAAGUUCUUGGUAUAAUUCCGGGGCUAUUGGUGAUCGUGUUGGUGGCAGUUAUAACUGAUUUAACUGUUGAGUUUAUGUUGAGGUGUACAAGUUCUGGUAAAGCUGUUACGUAUGCUGGUAUGGUGGGAGAGAGUUUUGGUUCUGUUGGAUCUCUUGCUGUUAAGAUUUGUGUUAUUACCACUAAUCUUGGUGUUCUUAUCGUCUAUUUCAUUAUUCUUGGAGAUGUGCUAUGUGGAAAUGAGUUCAAUGGUGACACACAUUUAGGUAUUCUACAGCAAUGGUUUGGUAUCCACUGGUGGACAUGUCGUGCUUUUGCUCUUCUUACAGUUGCACUUUUCAUAAUGCUUCCCCUAGUUAUGUUACGCCGUGUAGAUUCACUCAAGUAUAGUUCUGCUUUAUCAAUCCUACUAGCAUUGGUUUUUGUUGUAAUAUGCUCCUCAAUGGCAUUACAUGCAUUAUGGUCCGGGAAAACUCAGUCUGUGAGAAUACUACCCGAUUUCUCUCAAGUCACUGCCCUCGAUCUUUUCACCACUGUCCCCAUUUUUGUCACAGGGUUUGGAUUUCAUGUCAAUGUUCAUCCCAUUAGAGCAGAGCUUGUAAAACCAACAGACAUGAGUAUUGCCGUUCGACUUUCAUUGUUAAUAUGCGUAGCCAUUUACUUUGCUAUCGGGUUCUUUGGAUACCUAUUGUUCGGGGAGUCGAUCAUGCCAGAUGUAUUGAUAAACUUCGACCAAAACUCCGAUUCAAGCAUCGGUCGAUUGCUUGACGAUGUUGUUCGGCUAAGCUACGCGCUCCAUCUUGCACUUGUGUUCCCUAUCAUGAACUAUUCCUUGAGGGCCAACAUAGACGAACUAUUAUUCUCAAAGAAAAAUAAGCCUCCUUUGGCCUUGGAUACCCCUAGAUUUGUGUCACUCACUCUUGUUUUGCUAGCAUUCACAUAUUUGUUAGCUGUGGCCAUUCCAAAUGUUUGGUACUUUUUUCAGUUUUUGGGAUCCACUACCAUUCCUUGCCUCUCAUUCCUCUUCCCUGCUGCAAUCAUUCUAAGGGAUAGGCAUGACAUAUCAAAAACAAAAGAUCAAGUAAUAGCAAUAGUGGUGAUCAUUUUGGCUGUUGGGACAAGUGGAAUUGCUAUAUGGACCAAUUUGUAUGGUUCUUCUAGUGCUUGACUACAAGGGUUUUGAGGGCAUCCUGAUUCAGUUCUCACCAAAAGAGUGAUUCUGCUUCUACAAGAGUCCAUGAUCUGAAUAAUACUUGUGUAUAUGAAGUUAUGCAAAUAGUGUAUCACUUGAUUUGAUGUCCUUGAAUUCUCUUAUUCUUUCCAUCUAUUACAAUGUUAUAUAUUACUGGCAUUGGUCAUUGUUCA
Molecule: messenger RNA, 2011 nt
Organism: Medicago truncatula (barrel medic)
Lineage: Eukaryota; Viridiplantae; Streptophyta; Magnoliopsida; Fabales; Fabaceae
Product: amino acid transporter AVT6C
Exons: 6
Coding region: 474-1814 (446 amino acids)
Biological process (GO): amino acid transmembrane transport
Cellular component (GO): membrane
Molecular function (GO): L-amino acid transmembrane transporter activity
Source: RefSeq, a predicted model, not a curated record